GACCUAGGAGCCAGAUUCCGAUACAUUUAAGUGGCAGCUUUUUUAUGGUGAUGGCAGGUCCAACACCUUUUCACUAGCAGAUAGAUAGGAAGGAGGAAGAUCUUUAUUCGGCUCCGCGCAGCCCAUGAGCCAGGGGCUGUCUUAUUUUACUUUUUACUUUAAAAUUUCUGGCUUUACAUCCCUGCUGCUCACCGGGUACAGGGCCUCCACAUCUCAGCCCCAUGAACGUGUUUUAGUCACGAGUCGUAAGUUUGUCGCCCGGAACUUACCCGCUUGUGGAAUGAGUUUUAUCACGAAUUGGAGAAGAAGCGGAAAGAAAAAUGACAGCAACAAUGAUGCUGUCGUGGCGAAAGACAGCCCCGACGGACCAAGCUCCCCAAGCCGGUUGUCAGUCAUUAAUAGCCCAGAGAUGGAUCCUAUCAUCGCAGAUUUUAGCCUACGGUUAGCAGACGACAACCAGGACUCUAUGAAACCACCCAAUGGGUGCCAGCCCUCAGAGCUCACCGUGGCGCUGGAGGACUGCAUGGCCGCUCUGGACCUGUUCCUCAGCAACGACUUUGAGGAGGCCCUGGCCCGGCUCCGAACCAGGACCAAAGACAGCAUGUAUCAUGCGCUGACCUACGCCACCAUCUUGGAGAUGCAGGCCAUGAUGACCUUUGAACCGGCCCACAUCCUGGCUGCCGGCAACACCAUGAAGGAGGCCCAGGCAGUCUGCCAGCGAUACCGUAAAAAGUCGACUUUUGCCAGCAAAAACUUUACAGAAGAGGAACUGCACGCUGAGGUGUGCUAUGCCGAAUGUCUCCUGCAGAGGGCAGCCCUAACCUUCCUUCAGGAUGAAAACAUGAUCAGUUUCAUUAAAGGAGGGAUCAAAGUGAGGAACAGCUACCAGACAUACAAAGAGCUCCAUUCGGUCCUGCAGUCCUCAGGCUUCGCCCACGGAGGCAACCACGGGCACUUUGAGGGCGGGGUCAAGCUGGGCGUCGGUGCCUUCAAUCUGAUGAUCUCCAUGUUGCCUACCCGGACCCUGCGACUGUUGGAGUUUGUGGGCUUCUCGGGGAACAAAGAGUUUGGCCUCCAGCAGCUGCAGGAGGGGUGCGUGGAGAACACUUUCCGCUCGUUCUUGUGCAACAUGCUGCUGCUCUGCUACCACACCUUCAUGAGCUUCAUACUGGGCACCGGAGAGGGAGAUGUGGGAGACGCAGAGAAACUGCUAGAGCCAUACCUCAAAAAGUACCCCAAGGGUUCCAUCUUCUUGUUCUUCGCUGGUCGAAUCGAGGUGAUCAAAGGAAACCUGGAUGCUGCUAUUGACCGGUUCGAGGAGUGCUGUGAGGCCCAGCAGCAGUGGAAGCAGUUCCACCACAUGUGCUACUGGGAGCUGAUGUGGUGCUUUACAUACAAGCGCCACUGGAAGAUGGCCUACUUCUACGCCGACCUGCUCAGCAAGGAGAACUCGUGGUCCAAGGCCACCUAUGCGUACAUGAAAGGCGCCUACCUCAGCAUGCUGACUAAGGACGACUGCCUCACAUUUGGGGAGACUGAGAUCACUCUGUUCAGACAGGUGCCGGGCCUGAAGCAGAAAAUAGCCGGCAAGUCCUUGCCGACAGAGAAGUUUGCCAUCAGGAAGGCCCGGCGGUACUUGGCAGAGAGGCCCAUUCCUCUUCCUGUUCCUCCUCUGGAAAUGAUGUACAUCUGGAACGGAUAUACUGUCAUUGGAAAGCACAGAGACCUGACGGAGGCAAUGCUAAAAACACUGGAUGAGGCACAGGCUACACUUGACAGCAGUCCAAGGACUGAGUUCUCCAUAGACGACCAGUGCCUGGUGAGCCUGCUCAGAGGACUCUGUCUCAAACAUCUGGGACACCAGGAUGAGGCCGAAGCCUAUUUCACCCUCAUCCUCUGCAAUGAGUCCCAGAUAAAGUAUGACCACUACCUGGUCCCCAAUGCCCUGCUGGAGCAUGGCCUGCUAUGUCUGGAGCAAGGCAGGAAAGAGGAGGGAAUCAAACUCCUGGAAGCAGCAAAGGCAAAUUAUAAAAACUACUCCAUGGAGUCACGGACACACUUCCGUAUCCAGGCGGCUCUGCACAAGGCGAGGGGCGCGGCUGAAAACGGGACGUACGUGCAGACCAGUCCCUAACGCCCGGAGCUCCGCCACGCCAUGAGAUCACAAACUGCUUCCUGUGGGCCGCGAUCCCUUGACUCUCUACUAAACAAGCCGCCUGCCGGGGUCGUGGACCCGGAUAGAGCACCAAACUAUACUCCAACAGAGCAAGCGAGCCACCUCCCCGAACCGCCAAGCUCAUUCCCACGUUCGUCAUUCCUCUGUGAAUUAGAGACUGCUUUGAGUAAAAUGACUUGACCUGAGAUAGUGUAAUAAAAUAUAGCAGAGUGAGACAUUACAUGCCACAAUAUAGCACAAUGCGGUAUAAUAAGGUACAGCAUACCAACGCCCUGUGUCAUCUCCCAAUGCAUUUAUACAAAGCUAUUAUAAGAACAUAACCAGGGGGUUCAUCCUACUAAAAUGAUUCUGUGUAAACCAGACAUGCCUCGCGAGCACCUGGGUCUCAUAAUGUCUUCAUUACUGUGAUCGCUGAACAUUUAUUGUAUUGUUUAUUUAUUAACUAAAAGAUGAUGCCUUUUACUAAAAUGUCCUAUUUUAAGAGGACUGAUGAAUGUGUCUUUUAGAAAGGCAGACCCUCUCCUCUUUUCUCCUACUGGUGUGUGGGAUCGAUGCCAACGGUACUUGAGUAGUGACAAACGGGCCAUUCAGGCAGACUGCGACAGGCCUGCUUGCUUGUCAGCCUAUUGCGUCUUUAGUAGGUGAAAAGAGCAUUGAAUGAUGACCACUACUUUUCUGUGCUUUGUAAACAUCUUCUACUGCUUCCGUCUCCACCACUGUAGAGUUUUUGCAAAUAUAUAGGCGGACUUGUACAUCCUAGCCGUGCUAUUGUAUCAAAACAAGUGAAAACUUGCUAGGUCAUGUUGUUUUGUAUAUUUUUGUUUUGCUAAACAACUGAUUUGCAAGGCAUGAGCUCUCCUGAUUUGUCUCAGAUGUUGGAAACUUGAAAUUAGAGCUCUGUGGGUAUAUUGCUGAAGUUUGGGAUUAAGAAAUUAACCAAGAGUCUAUUUAGACUUUUUAACGGUGAGGGAAAUUUCUAUUUUGCAUUGUUUUAUCUGUUUGGAAAUUAUUGCAAAUGAUCUUACAAUCUUAUGAUCGGUUGGUUUAUUUCUUCACUGGUGUUGCUUAUUUACAGAUUUUCUUCAAACUUUAGUCACACUGUGAUGUAAAAGGUCGGUGUAUCUUAGGGGCAUGGCAACAAUUAACCUGAGUGACAUUCCUGUACAUAAUGAAUGUUUCUUUUUUCUAAUUCAAAAUGAAAAAUGACAUAAGAAACCAAA
Molecule: messenger RNA, 3396 nt
Organism: Gadus macrocephalus (Pacific cod)
Lineage: Eukaryota; Metazoa; Chordata; Actinopteri; Gadiformes; Gadidae
Gene: ttc39a
Product: tetratricopeptide repeat domain 39A
Exons: 21
Coding region: 125-2134 (669 amino acids)
Molecular function (GO): protein binding
Source: RefSeq, a predicted model, not a curated record